GGCGGGUCAUGCCUUCGCCAUUUUGGGAAAAAAAUAAAUAAACGUCGCCUCCUUGUUGUGAUAGCCGAGAGUUGUCUCAUAGCAAUGACGUAACAGAGAGAGCACGUUUGUACGAGUACAUGAGGAUAUCAACACCAACUAACAGCUCGAACAAGGUAACAUGGCGAAGAAUAAACAAAAAGGAAAAAGACAGAAGAACGUCUUUCAAGUUGCAAACAAGCAGCUGAAGCCCAAGAACAAAGCGAAGCCUGUCACAACAACACUCAAACACAUCAAUGCGGUUAAAAAUGAGAAGGUGGAAAACCUCAAUCAAGUCUUCACAGAAGUCCAGAGGGAUGUUAAGAGCGUUUCAAAGUCUGUUGCUCCUGAACCAAAGAAACAAACUCAGGUUGUCAGAGAGCCACCAAAGGAAGCCGUUAAUGUUGACAAUGCUGCUCAGCUCUUCUCUCAGCUAUAAUGGAUCAUGAAAGUGAACUGUCAUAAAGUCUGAGGACAAACACAAUGGCCAGCUGUUGAAGAUAUGAAAGUCUUUAUACUCUCAAUGCA
Molecule: messenger RNA, 546 nt
Organism: Scatophagus argus
Lineage: Eukaryota; Metazoa; Chordata; Actinopteri; Scatophagidae
Gene: rbis
Product: ribosomal biogenesis factor
Exons: 4
Coding region: 161-457 (98 amino acids)
Biological process (GO): ribosome biogenesis
Cellular component (GO): nucleolus
Source: RefSeq, a predicted model, not a curated record